GUGUGUGUGUGUGUGUGUGUGUGUGUGUCCCUCCAGGAAAUCACCGGUCAUUUAAACGUGGAGGCGCCUGCAGACUGCCGUGUUAUCAGGCGGAAGGACACGCCCACAAACGGUCACAACUUCCCCUCCGUCUGUUAGAAGCUCCUCCGCACGUUACACUCCGCGCGCGCCGGCCCCCUCGCGCACAGCAGCAUGACUCUCUCCAACAAGUGGUGGAUUUUGCUCUCCGUCGUGGCUCGUUUCGGGUCUUGCGCAGAGCACAAAGUUGUUCAACCCGAGCUCUUCAUCUUCAACGAGCUGUGCGCCCUGAAGGACGAUUCAGGGCCUUGCAAGGCCAUCAAGGACCGGUUCUUCUUCAACGUCGACACGGGCGUCUGCGAGCCGUUCGAAUAUGGAGGCUGCGCCGGAAACGCCAAUAACUUCGAGACCAUGGAGGAAUGCGAGGAGACGUGCGUCGUCUCAGAUGACAAGAACCCGUGCCACCUAGCCGAAGCUCCUGGUCCCUGUCGAGGGCUGUUGACGCGCUACUUCUUCGACAGCAACACUCAGCGUUGCAUGCACUUCUUUUACGGCGGCUGCUUCGGCAACGCCAACAAUUUCAGGAGCAUGUCGGAGUGCCAGGCGAAAUGUCAGAGCCCAGAAAAGCCCACGAAGGCACCAGAAGUCCACACCCGGUCUGCCAGAAGAUUCGCUGUUGUGCAGCCAACCAUGUUAAAUGGGGAAUUGAGUGAACCUCAAGGGCAAGCGAAUCACACUAAUGAAGAGCCAACAGCCUUGAGCCCCUGGGAGCUGUGCUUCACCCCCGUGGACAGGGGCACAUGUCACGGUGCAGAGAAGAGGUUCGCGUUCAACCCCAAGACCAAGAGAUGCCAGGCGUUCCACUACAGCGGCUGCGGGGGGAACGACAACAACUUCACGGGGCGGAAAGAAUGCAUCGCCAAGUGCAUCAGGAGAAGAAAGGGGAAGGGGAUGAUCCGAAUAAAGAAGAGAAACAGAAACAUCCUCACCGGCCGCUCGGCCUGAACUCUGCGUCUCAUCCUGCACUAUCGUGGAGCCACCUUUUUUUAUUUAUGUCCAUCCAUUUGUUGUGACUGGAUGCAAAUUAUCAUCCAUGUCCACAUCAUUAUUUCAAUAUAUUUUUACCAAAAAAAAGAUCUCCACACCGACGCUACUUUUGCUUUUUGUAUAAACAAUAUAUUAUGCAUUUCUUUAAUUUUUACAGUUUCGGGGGCUCUGUUAUCAUCCCGCUGAUAUAUAUAAAUACUUUACUGUAACAGUUGAUGGGCAAUAUUUCUGUCGAAUAACAACCUUGCUGUUGCUCCACUUUUGUGAAUCAAUGUGAACAGCAGCAUCAUCAGAUUAAACCGGUGGCGACCCUGAUCACCACAUUACUCCAGAUGACCACGUCUUCACAGCUAUAAAUCAAUGUGAACGAGGAAAACGACGUGUUCUGUUUUUGUCGGAUUAAACGUGAACGUUUUAAUUUUUUUUCUUCUUUUUUUUAAUCAUUUGUAUGCGGUUCAGUAAAUCACUGUUGCCGUCCUGCUGGCGUUGUUGGUAAGGAGAACCAGAGAGGGGCAGUGUUGUGUAAAGUAAGUUUUUUUUUUUUUUUUUUGAAAGAGUACAGUAAUCUCUUUUCUUUUAUCGUUUUAUGAACAUGGCUGUAAAGAAUGGGACUGUACGAGUUUAUGGAAUAAACGUUGAUCUUUUUUUCUCCCUUC
This is a messenger RNA of Cyclopterus lumpus (lumpfish), 1721 nucleotides long. It is a transcript of the gene tfpia, whose product is annotated as tissue factor pathway inhibitor a. The transcript has 7 exons. Gene Ontology annotation, molecular function: serine-type endopeptidase inhibitor activity. The coding region runs from base 193 to 1023 and encodes 276 amino acids. Gene Ontology annotation, biological process: negative regulation of peptidase activity. Gene Ontology annotation, cellular component: extracellular region. NCBI's taxonomy places the organism in Eukaryota, Metazoa, Chordata, Actinopteri, Perciformes, Cyclopteridae. The record is from RefSeq and is a predicted model, not a curated record.